Messenger RNA from Mycosarcoma maydis (corn smut), 7482 nucleotides. Its product is annotated as Adenylate cyclase. The record is from RefSeq and is a predicted model, not a curated record. Lineage: Eukaryota; Fungi; Basidiomycota; Ustilaginomycetes; Ustilaginales. Bases 1 to 7482 code for a protein of 2493 amino acids. Gene Ontology annotation, molecular function: protein binding. The transcript has a single exon. Gene Ontology annotation, biological process: cyclic nucleotide biosynthetic process; intracellular signal transduction.
AUGCUCUUUACCAUGCAAUUCACCACUCGAUCCACCGUGGCCUCGCCCGAGCAGCAGCACCAACACCAACAGCGCAGUAUCUCGUACUCGGAUAUCGAACUUGGUCUUGAGCGCAUCAGCUCUCGCGACAGCAAUGGCAGCUCCAACUUUACGCACAGAGCCUAUCCUCCACCGCUAUCUCAGCAAUAUGACGACACAUCCACCAACUCCUUUCAUUCAUCGCAGCCAGACAUCACAGCCUCUUCUUCAACUUUGUCGUCUCGCCUCGUGAGCGCCAACUACUCCCGUCCUCGGUUCGAGCAUGCGCACACUCAACCACCCACACCCGACCAAGACCGCUCCAGCUCCGGCUCCGGCUCCGGCUCCGGCUCUCGCUCCUACUUUCCCGCCAACUCGCAUUCCGACUCUUUGCCCGGUCCCAGCACUCAUAGCAUCAGCCCUUCCUUUGACGAGGACGAACUCCGUCAGAUCAUGUCGCACAUUCCAGCUAACCAAGCCACGUCCAGCUCGGAUGGCGAUGUAGGCAAGGCCGUCCAGUCUGCCAACCAUCAGGACAUCAGUCCGUUCCUCUUCCAGAGCGAGAACGCAGCUCCCUUUUCCUCCUCCCACUCCAACCGUACCAGUGUCAAUCCAUCCGCAGCCUCGACCGCCAGCCCGUCGACUUCGGCGGCAACCAGGACACGUCCGCGCGGGGGCACCAACGCCUCGCAGUACAACACCCUAGACACUAGCUUCGGUAGCAUCGAUCGGCCUGGCCUUUCUUCUUCCCGCUCUCAGUAUUCAUUGCGCCCACAGACCCCACCCUCGGCGUCCACUUCCACUAGCACUCUCAACGGCUCCAAGGACACGCACGCUUCUGCCGUCAAGAAGACGCGCAAUCCGUUCGGCUUUCUCAAAAAGAAGUCCUCGGCCCACUCAAAUGCUUCCUCGAAUCACCCCACGCGCCACGACAUCGGCUCGGUCUCUUCGCUCUCGUCGCGCUACGGUCCCAACGCGGCGGCCAACGUCAAUCCGAUGCGCCCACCUGCCUGGCUCGAUAAUCACUGCACACUUGCCAACUCCAACUCGCCUUCUUCGGCUUCGCUGCGCUCUCACUACCACCAGCCUCCUGCCUCUUCGAAUCCCCCUCCUUGGCAGAACCCCCUCGUGUCUCGUGCAGACUCGACUCCUUCCGCCAUGAGUCUCGAAGAUGAGGUCGAGGCUGAGCAUCAUCUCAAGAAGGACCCUCGCAAGCGCAUCAAAGGCGUUCGCCAUCACCUUGCAAAGACCACCAAGCCCGGCGAGGACGCCGACUCGGCACGCGACCCUGCCUUUGCAGCCCAGAGCCAGUCCAUCGAACAAGAGGUCGAACUCUCGUUGGACAUGAACUUUGACCAGCUCGAUGACUUUGUCGACACCAACGCAGCGCGCCAGCGGCUCCAGGGCUCGAUCACUGAGUCUGCCAGUCCUUCCGAGCAUCGCUCACCAAACGGAAGCGAAGCCGGCGUGUAUCGCUCGCCAUCCCCUUCCCAGACUCCCAUUGCCGAACGCCAGACUUCGGUCACUUCUACCGUCGAAUCUCCCUCGCACGCCUCGGAAGCCUCGCUCGCACCCUCGGGCUCUCUGCGAACCCCGAGUCGCACUACUGCGUCUACCUCUACCUCGUCCGCUUCCACCGUACUCAGCGACCGUCUUCCUUCGCAGGUCAACAUGCUUCCUCGCAAUAGCGUCCCCAGGCUCAGCCUAGCCGAGAUGCAAAACUACCAGUCGCUCCGUAAACUCUCGAACAACCUCAUCGACAUGUCCCAGACGCAAAACCCUUCCGCUAUGGGCGCAUCCUACCGCCGCGGAUCCAUCGCAGCCGCCCAAGCACCUGUCGACGCGCCUCAGCUAGGUGUCGCUCCUCGUACUGACUCUGAGCUCUCCGAUCGCAAGGACAGCGUAGUCUCUACCCACAGCAUGCGCUCCAACCAUAGCGGCAUCUCGCCCAAGACCUCAUACGCCAACCUGCCCAGUGUCAUUCAGGAGCGUCAGAAGCCGGCUACUGCACUUCCCUCCGCCGCGAAUUGGACAUCAUCCAUCACCAGAGACAAAACGGCCAAUGGACAUGCUGACCACGCCUACCAAUUUCCGCCCGCAACUGAGUAUCAGUCCAACUUGCUGCUCAGCGUGCGCAAGUCGAGUGCCAGCUCGGGGCAGGAGCCUAGCUCCAGCUGGAUGGCUCCCGACAGUUGGGCCGUACAACCGGACAAGAUGCGCGACUAUCUUCGCGACGAUAAUGUCGGCGAGGAGGAAGACGACGACGACGACCAGCACCAAGCCAGAGCCGCUUUGGCCACCGAUGGCAAGAGGCGCGGUUCCAGCUCCGGUAUCAGCUCGACGCAUGCAUCGAGCAUGUUCCGCACCUCAUCCACCGACCCUUUCAAGAAGACUGCCUCGCUUGCUGGCUCACGUCGCGGCACGGACGACUCGGUCGAUCCGCUCACCGCUUUGCCUCCAUUGCCAGGCUCCAAGUCGGUGGACGAGGCAGCAGCCAACAAGGUCGAUGUACUCCAGCAGACCAAUAAUCUCGCUCAAUCGGCUCUGGUGCAACAGCAGUCUCAAUCCCAGAACCACCACCAGCCCAGCCCCAACGUCCGUCCCACCUCGAGAGGCGGUGCUGGUGCCCACAUGUUUGCCUCCGCCGGCGCUUCCGCUGCAGCAGCUGCUGCGGGCAAGCUUGGUUUACAUCGUCCAUCUAAACAUCGUAUGAACGCGCGACCCAAUACCGCAGGCUCCGUUGGUGCGACCCGACCUUCCACCACCACGCUCGGCUCGACCCUCUCGGCAGAGGACGACACAAGCAUCAACGGCUCCAUCCGACGCGACGGCCAUCCGCUCAAGCGCUCCGCAACUGCCAACACGAACAACGCCACGGGAACUUUGCCUCGCAACCACUUCAUCCGCGUCUACAAGACGGACGGCACCUUUGCAACGCUCUCGUGCUCACUCGUCUCGACGGCAAACGAAGUACAGACAAUCCUCGCGCGCAAGAGCCUCACCACCGAAUCGGCCGCAUACAGGCUUUUUGUGCGGGACAAGGGCUCCGAGAGACCGCUGGGGAUCUCGGACAAGCCUUCUCAGCUCCAGCGUCGUCGUCUCAUUCAGGCAGGCUACACCGAGAACGAUGGCUUGGAAGAUAUGGGCAGAGACGAUUUGUCAUACCUGCUUCGCUUCGUCUUUCGCCCCGACAGUGUUCCCACCUUCGACUCGGAAUCCAUCGGCCACAGCGAGCACACAUUCCAGCAUCUCGAUCUGCACAGCCGCAAUCUCGAAAUGGUGCCCAUCUUUCUGUAUAAGCAUGCCGACUGGAUUGUUAGCCUCGAUCUGUCAGGCAAUCCCAUGUCUGAUCUUCCGCUCGACUUUGUACAGCUCUGUUCAAGCCUGCGAACUCUGCGACUCUCAAACUUGGCGCUCAAGCGCAUCCCGCAAAGUGUCCGGCACAGCGAAACCUUGACGCACCUCGACGUAUCCAACAAUCGAAUUGUCGAGCUCGCGCAUGUCAGUCUCGAUCUUAUUCCGGAGCUCAUGUCGCUCAAGGUGCAAAACAAUCGUCUCUUUGACUUGCCCUCAUACUUUUCCAGCAUCAGCACGCUGAGGAACCUCAACAUCUCUAACAACCGCUUUGAAGAAUUCCCCAAGGUCAUCUGCGACGUCCCUUCGCUGGUCGAUCUUGAUGUGUCAUUCAAUUCGAUCACUGAAUUGCCCGCCGAAAUCGCCAACCUCAUCAACUUAGAGCGCUUCAUCCUAGCCGGCAACGAGCUGGAAAAGCUGCCGGACAGCAUGAGCGAGCUCGUCAGCUUGCGCACCAUCGACCUGCGUCGUAACAAGGUGCAGGACGUUUCGUCGCUGCUUGGUCUUCCACGCCUUCAAAACAUCCAGGCCGAGAGCAACAACAUCAAGUCGUUUGAAGCUACACUGGGUCCGCAACUCACUCAGGUCGAGCUCGGUCGCAACCCACUCAGCAAGGUGCGCAUCGCUGCUCUCACCACGUGCGAUCUCACCUCGCUCGACCUGUCGUCGACCAACAUGACGCGGCUCGAGGAAGGUCUCUUCCCGCAGCUGCCUGCGCUCGUCAAGCUGACGCUCGAUGGCAAUCAGCUCGUUGUGCUGCCCGACACGCUCGGAGACUUGAAGCGACUCGAGAUGCUAUCAUGCAGCAACAAUCUGCUUGCUACCCUCCCCGAGUCGAUCGGUGAUCUCAAGGCGCUCAAGGAGCUGCUUGUGCACAACAACAACCUCAAAACGCUUCCACAGACCUUGUGGCUCUGCGAGAGCCUCGCACACAUCAAUCUCAGCUCCAACUUGCUCGAAUCGUUCCCAGCAGUGCCUGACAUUCGCACCGAUGCUUCCGUUGGAGAUGCGGCUGCAGCUGCCGGCACUUCGGCCGUUAUCGCUGCACGAAAGGGAUCUACAAGCUCGUCGCUGACGCACAGGUCUAACACUGGUGGCGCCAAUGGGAACAUCAAUCUCUCUACGCCCUCCGAGGUCUUUGUGGCGCCGCUCUCGCUCAGCCUGCAGAAGCUGCGUCUGGGAGACAAUCGUCUAGGCGAUGACGUUUUCAGUGUCCUGUCCGAGCUCACCUCGCUCGAGGUGCUCAACCUCAGCUUCAACGAGAUCUUUGAGAUUCCCGAUUUUAGUCUCCAGACGCUCACCAAGCUGCGUGAGCUAUACAUCAGUGGUAAUCAGCUUAGCACGAUUCCUUCCGACGAUCUUGUGGUGCUACAAGAGCUGCGCAUCCUCCACCUCAACUGCAACAAGCUCACUACUCUCCCCACCGAACUUGGCAAGCUCAAGAAGCUCGCCAACCUGGAUGUCGGUAAUAACGUGCUCAAGUACAACAUUGCCAAUUGGCAUUACGACUGGAACUGGAACAUGAACCCGGAGCUACGCUACCUCAACCUUUCCGGCAACACGCGUCUCGAGAUCAAGACCAAGCUGAGCGAUAUGGGCUUCACGCGCAAGUCCAACAUCUCGGACUUCAGCCGCUUAACCAGCUUGCGCAUGCUGGGUCUCAUGGAUGUCACAAUGCCAUUGCAUUCAAAUGCCACGCCGGAUGAGUCGGACAACCGCCGUGUGCGAACCUCGCUCUCGCAGGUCAACGGAAUGGCUUACGGAAUCGCCGACGCACUCGGCAAGCACGACAACUUGAGCGUCAUCGAUCUUGUGAUUCCAACAUUCCGUAAGGACGAAGGAGAGUGCAUUUUUGGUCUAUUUGACGGUAGGGGCCACGGUGCACAUGUUGGCAGCCGUAUCGCGCAUCACCUGGCCGAAUGGAGUGGACAUCGUCUAUCGUGGGAGUUCCAGAAGCACCAGAAUGAAAUGACCGCCGAACCUGUUUCGGUUCCGGAUGCGCUGCGCCGCGCCUUCCUACGCCUGCAGAAGGACUACGCCGACGCGCUCAUCAACGAUGGCAGCCGCAAGCUCUCUGAAGCACACGCAGAGGCGGCUGCGGAUGUGACGCGAAGCUCUGCGCCUGCGAUUGCGGCCGCCUCCAACAAGCAUGACUGGCGCGCCGGCGCUUCCGCGAUUUUAGCGUACGUGGUCGACCACACGCUCUACAUUGCUAAUGCGGGUGAUGCUCUGGCGGUCAUGUCGCGCAACGGUGGCACAGCACAUCUGAUCAGUAACAAGCACGAGCCGUUUGACCGUGCCGAGAUCGAGAGGAUUCGAUCGGCGGAAGGAUGGGUCUCGCUGCGUGGCUAUGUCAACGACAUGCUCGAUGUCUCGCGUUCGUUUGGCUACUUCCAUCUGUUCCCGAUUGUCAAUGCUGCACCUGCGGUGACGACGGUGCAGUUGACUGACUCGGAUGAAUUUGUGAUUAUCGCCAACCGCACGCUGUGGCAGUAUGUGUCGUACCAGACCGCGGUCGACAUUGCACGUACACAGCGAAACGAUCCUAUGAUUGCAGCGCAGAAGCUGCGAGAUUUUGCCAUCAGCUACGGUGCCGAGGAGAGCAUCAUGGUCAUGGUGAUCUCGGUGGGUGAUUUGUUCUAUCGUUCAGAUCAGCGUAACGGCGGUGGACUCAACUUUGCGUCGUACAAGAACAGCGACGCCAUCCAAAAGGCAGGACGUCGAUUCCGCGAGGAGCUGCCUGGCGAUCGCACGCUGGCGAGACUGGACCGUGAAGUGGCACCUCCCAUCGGACAGGUGGCGCUGGUGUUUACGGAUAUCAAGAACUCGACGUCGCUGUGGGAGACCAACAAUGGCAUGCAGACGGCGAUGCGAUUGCACAACUACCUGUUGCGACGACAGUUGCGCACUAUUGGGGGUUAUGAGGUCAAGACGGAAGGCGAUGCAUUUAUGGUUUCAUUCCCCUCGGUCAGUGCAGCUCUGCUGUGGUGUUUUACAGUACAGCAACAGCUGCUGCAAGAGGACUGGCCGCGCGAGAUCUUGGACAGCGAGGACGGCAAGGAGGUGUACGAUCAGUCGGGCGAACUCAUUCAUCGAGGUCUGUCGGUGCGCAUGGGCAUUCACUGGGGACGGCCAGUGUGUGAGGCGGAUCCGAUCACGAGACGAAUGGACUACUUUGGACCGAUGGUGAACCGUGCUGCUCGAAUCAGCGGUGCAGCCGAUGGCGGUCAGAUCUUGGCGAGCAAGGACGUAAUCAAGGAGCUGCAGGGCCUAUUGGGUACGUUUGACGAGUCGUCGACAGCCGGAGGUGCGGGCGGAGAAGGUGAAAAUCUAGAGAAGACCGAGGAGGAGCUAGACGAGGAUGCGUUCCGACUGCUCAACCCGAACGUCAGCCGCGAUGUGGUGCUGCUACGUAGGAUGGGUUUUGGUCUAUCGCAGCUGGGAGAGCGCAGACUCAAGGGUUUGGAGACGCCCGAGAUGCUGUGGCUUGUCUAUCCGAAGCAGUUAGCAGGACGUCUGGAGCAGGCCAAGACCGACGAUGCACCUGACGCACCCACGGCGCAAGUGUAUGAGCCGACAGUGCAGCUGCUAGAUAUCGAGGAUGUAAAGCAAGUGGGCAUGCUCUGCUUGCGACUCGAGUAUCUGUCCAACUCUACGGUCUGUCCUGGCAUCUUUGCUGCCAAGGAUGAAGCGGAUCGAUCGCAACCUUCGACGCCUCUGGACGAUAACGGACGGAAUCCGAUCGACGGCCACGGAACGGCGGUGCCCCUGCUGUCACACCAGGCGCGACGCAAAGGGGUUGAGGCGAUGUUGACGAUGCAUCCCGAGCUGCUCAUCUACAGCAUCCGAGACGAUGCGACGGAUGAAGAGUUGGCGGGCAUCUUGGAUCAGCUGACGACGCGGAUCCAGAACGCCGUGUCUUCGCUCAUGCUGAAUAUGUUGCGGGACAAGACGGCCAACGGUACCAAGGAACUUGGCGUGGAUCCUGGGGUGCUCGAGUUGUUGAUGGGCUUGCUUUCACAGCCGCCUCCGCGAGCGUCAACGUCGGCGUUGAGUUUGCCCAGCCCACGGACGAGCCCUCGCAACAGGCUGUUGGAGCUGGUUCCCUAG